Messenger RNA from Morone saxatilis (striped sea-bass), 2300 nucleotides. RefSeq names its product coiled-coil domain containing 92 (gene ccdc92). Lineage: Eukaryota; Metazoa; Chordata; Actinopteri; Moronidae. The record is from RefSeq and is a predicted model, not a curated record.
CAGACAGCAGCGAGGCCCGAUGCAGAGAGCUGCAGAGGAGGUGCGAGGAGCUGGAGGCCCAGCUGAAGAAGAAGGAGGAGGAGAACACGGAGCUGCUCAGGGACCUCGAGCAGAAGAACGCCAUGAUCUCGGUCCUGGAGAACACGAUCAAGGAGCGGGAGAAGAAGUACCUGGAGGAGCUGAAGAUGAAGAGCCACAAGCUGGCUGUUCUGUCCGGGGAGCUGGAGCAGAGAGCGAGCACCAUCGCUUACCUCACCUCGCAGCUCCACGCCACCAAGAAGAAGCUGCUGGCGGGCAGUUCGUCCGAGGCCAGCCCCAACGUCAGUCCGGUCACCUCGUACAAGCCCACGCCCCCGCCGUCCAAAGACAGGCAGCCCGAAACCCCUCGGCGCCGCAUGAAGAAGAGCCUCUCCCAGCCUCUCCACCCGGAGCUGACGGAGGUGUAUCGGCUCGGCCCGGACGGCAGACGGCUGGUCCUGCGGGAGACGGUAGACGCCAUGCCCGACCCCACGCCCUUCCUGCAGGCUGGGAGAGACUCUCCUGAACCGCAGGUAGUGCGAGAACGGCCCGCCGUCAUCCCUCCCAUCGCCUCCGAGCGCUCCCCCGUCACUCCCCUGGGCGCCAUGGCCAGCCCCCGCCACAGCCCCGCUCGGGACCGUCAGUACAGGGCUCACGUGGGCGUGGCGCACCGCAUCCCACACAGCACCCCUCCUCUGGCUCCGCCGCAAGCGGAGCUGGAGACGCUGGCGGUGGACCAGGUGAGCGAGGAGAAGGUGGUGCGGAAGCGCUCGGGAGCCGACAGGACAGUUUAACACUGCGACGCCAGCACACACACACACACACACACACACACACACACACACACACUACACCGCAAGAGCAGGAAGGAGCCUGACCCACUGUGUAGCCUGCUUUCUACGCAACACUGCAACAUGGAAAAGAUUAAAUAACGAUCAUUUUGUUCGCGGUGUUCCAUAAAGACUUUUGUUUUUCUUAAUUUACAUUAGAGAACUGUAAAGCAUGCCAAAAGUUUCUUAACCACAACCCGAUGAGAUCCUGUAUUAUACACACUUUGACUCUGUGCUUACGCUUUUCACUCUGUUCUGUCUUACGUGGUGCGUUCAAGUCUCAGCCAAAUAUCUGCAUCAGUGCCUGCUCGACCGGUUCCAGCUGCGUAGUGUAACAGCAACCUUUACAUAUCUGUCUGCUCCACCUUCUCAACGAUACUCCGGACGUAUCGACACACUAUAUACCGAGAUGUCUGCAGCUGCGUAGGGUUAGAAUUCAAACGAUUAAACUAAUACUCCCCGAAUGUCUUUCCUCUUCUUCUAUAAUCAGUAUAACGACUGUAGGAGCUGGCGGAAGGUGGAAGAGCUGUAAUUUCACCUUUCUGUUGUUGAAUUGCAAAAAAAAAAACACAAACAGCAGCGGUGCACAUGUGUGAAUGAAACGAUGGUUAAACAGGGCGUGAAUGUGUGUGUGAAAGAGUGUGUGUGUGUGUGUGUGUGAGAGACGAUGAAGGCUUCACUGAUGUUAUUUGUGAUAAAAGGGCAUUUUUUGCAAAUACUGCUGUAAUAGGAUUUUGUGAUAUUACUGACUGUACUUUAUAAAGGCUGUACAUUUGUAAUGAAUUCUUUUUUUUAAUUUGUUAUUAUUUAUUGUUUAAUAGAGAACGCAAAAGCACCUCAGAUACUGACGGUGGUCACUGCACCACCAACAUGACGGUAAUUAUAAUCACCUUAAUAAUCUGCUUUUCACAUUAAUAUCACCUGUCCUUGAAGUAAACGUAUAAACACAAUAAAGCAAUGCUGUUUUUUACAUUUGGUUUCUGUUUGUGCACGUGGAGAACAAAAGAGAGACCCUUCAGGAUUUAACAGCAGCUUUUCUGAAAGAUUGUGAUGCAUGUUUUUAAGUUUUAAAUUAAAUUGGGGGAAGAAAGUGAAAUUUGGGGAAAAUAGUGGUGAUUUCUUUUUGUAUAAUUCAUUAAAAAUUGAAGGCAACUUGUUCUAAACUUACACUGUUUGGAGGGCGGAUGUGUCUGAAUCUUCACAACUAGAAACAAAGAAGUGAGUUUCGCGUGCUGAUCGAAAACUACAGUUAUUGGACAGAAAUGCAAGGUGGCACAGAAUUCACAGGGAUUGGUUAGAUGUGUUAAUUGUUAAUUGUAAUUAAGCGUCUUAAUGAGGGGUUGGGCCUCAGAGAACUAACAUACUAACUAGUCUACUUUCUAGACUUGUUUGGUCUAGAAAAUGUUAGAAAAUAGUGACAAAUGUUGCUCAGUGUUUCCCAAAGCCCAACGU